Molecule: messenger RNA, 4862 nt
Organism: Histoplasma capsulatum G186AR
Lineage: Eukaryota; Fungi; Ascomycota; Eurotiomycetes; Onygenales; Ajellomycetaceae
Product: dual specificity tyrosine-phosphorylation regulated kinase
Exons: 5
Coding region: 1-4347 (1448 amino acids)
Biological process (GO): peptidyl-threonine phosphorylation; peptidyl-serine phosphorylation
Molecular function (GO): protein serine/threonine kinase activity; ATP binding
Source: RefSeq, a predicted model, not a curated record
AUGCCGUUACAGAAGAGCAUGCCGCAACGGACUCCUCAGUCAAAAUCCUCCAAUCUGCCUCCCCACACCGAUGAUUCUGGCUCUGGAGUGGAGGGUCCUCCGUCACGAAGGAUGCAGAAAAAUUCGUCCUCAGGUAGCAUCACGACGGAUAGCUCCAAUUCCAGUUCGUUGCCUUUUAGGAAUAACACGGAGCAGCGCGCUGGCGGUGCCCCAACUCGCCGAAGACAAUCGAUUAGGGAGCAGAACACGACAAUUGGCCCGCGAAAUGGAGAUCCUGUGAAACGGGCGUUCACCAAUUAUUCGAACCCUCAAACGUAUUCCGAGAACCCUUCCACACAGCCCUCCACGUCUCACGAACACACGGGAAACUCAAGCUCCCGUUUGAGUUUUGGCUCAGCAACAGCUAGUGGUUCAUUGAAGGAUGAGAGUCCGACUCCCGCCGAUAACAGCGAGUUCCUCGAGCCAAUCAGUUUCGACGAUUUCCAUAAUAGUAUCAUGUCGAAAGAACCAAGUUUAAGUCAUUUCCCCCUUCCUAUGGCCAGCAGUUAUGAUUUGAAACCUCCCGCUCCACGAUCGACACCGAGGUGGUCAAGCCAACAGCCACCGCAAAAUGGGAGCCAUGUGCGGACAGGUCAGCUGGCCCGAAGAGAAAGCAAUGCUUCACGGAGCACAGUGGGGAGUGUAACGGGAGUAAAUGGAAAUACUCAACCUCAAGGAACUACUGCAUCUCGUCCGCGUCGGCUAAGCCACGCUCCUCCUCCAUCUUCUACUGUUACAACGUCGCGGCCGCCUAGGAAAUCUAUUGGACCGGGUAGCUUGAUAUCUGACAAUGGAGAUCGCGUUGCUCCGCGGCGAAGACCAAGUUUAUCAGCAAGGAAAGCCUCGGAUGCAAAUCGUCCAGACCAGCCAAAUUUUAACCCUCAAAACUUUGAUGUUGGUGGUCCUCCCGAGUCUACAAUGUUUCUAAAUACACCUAGAUAUCAAAAAGCAAAAUCGUUGCAACCACCUUCCCGAAUAACCAGGGAUAGUAGGGAUAGCCUGUUUGUUCCAUCUACUGUGCCAGAACCCUUGAGGUCUUCGUCAAAUAAUGCUGUUCGAACUCCAGCCAAGACUGGGCUAAAUCGGACGACUACGCCCUCGUCAUCCAAGCGGAUCUCUGUUAUGCCACCACAUGCUCACGGCUUAGGGGCACGAACGAUCAGCCCUACCGAUGCUAGGCGUAUGAAACGAAUGUCGCUGAUGCCCCAACCGCCGCCCAUGCCACAUACUCCUCCCACACAGCAAAACAUUGUGCUUCCCAGACCUCGUUCUUCUGCCCAGUCUCCUUCCAUGAUACCGAGGAAAAGCGUUACCCCUUCCUCUUCAAGGACCACUCCUGAUCCUCAUCGCAAAUCCUACAGUUCGGGGAUUUCAUUAUCAUCCAAUACCAGUUACAAUUCUGCUCGGAAUUCUAACGGGUCCUUGCAACCCAGGCUUUCGCAGAAUAUUUCUACCUCUAGAUUGCCAACUCCGAAACCACGUACAGACAACGCCUCUAAUAACGAUGAGGAAGAAGUCCCGCCGGUUCCAGCAAUUCCGAAGGCAUACGAAUCGCCUAAGACUGAAGGAGAAGUCCAAUUGCCUCCUGCUCGAAAAUCUAGCCUGCCUUUUGAAACCGGAUCACUCAGAGAUAGUUUAAAGUUGGAUUCUGGUAGCUUUGAAACUCCUAGCAAAGGACCUACAAUAGAUGACUUUCAUGUUGCGAGACCAGUUGUUCAUAGGAUGGAAUCUAAACCUCGACCUGUUUCAAACAUUAGUCGCAAAAAUCUCCAACCAUUGAAGCUCCCACCACUCAAUUUAUUGCCUCUAAGCGUUCCUAUGACUAACAAGAUUGAAUCUUUGCGAGAUAAAGCGACCGAGGAUCCGACCUCGCACGUUUCCCGUACACCUCCACCCCGCCAAAUAAUGACAAAGACUCCGACUACCCCAAUGACCGCUUCUAAAGCAAGCUUCUUUUCCCACAGUAUACACGAUCAAGAACCCCUGCCAUCCACCCAACUCAGGAGCACAAGUUCGCAUCAUGCCCUCCUCACCGACCCAAUACGGUUCCGGGCCCAAAAUAGCUCAAGUGCUCUUGAGCCUUUGGAUAUUCUGUCUGACCAUAGAAGCAUUUCUCCCUAUGUAUCUUCAUCGUUACCAAAGGCUAGUGGCGAGUUUUCUCAUGUUCGACCUCAGCUUCCCAGCGAAUACUCCAGGAAUAAUGCGAGCAGGCUGACCGGCCCGCGACCUCAAACCCAGUUUGCUACUAUUUCACCACGUCUUGAGGCGUCGAGUUUGGGACCUCAGACGGCUGACACCGAAUCUGAGGGCAGCGCACCGUCGUUCACGCGGCGAAAUCCUAGCUUGGAUCACCAGAGGACAAAGUCACAUCACACCAUCAAGGAACCAAGCAACAAUUCAUCCAAAUAUGGCAACAUGCCUCCUCCGAAACUUCCAGCUUCGGCUACUUGGAAUGGCCUAUCAACAGUUGGACAGAACACAAGUUCCACCAAGCCUACCUAUCUGCAUUCGAGACGGAAAGCAUCGACGUCGAGUGUCACAAACGGUCUGGCCCAACGGACCCAAAGCAUCAGCAGCGACCAGAGCUUGGUGCUCAACCCUAGCCCUUCCACGGAUGCUGGCGAUGUAGACAGCCAACCGAAUCGCUCGACGUCAUCCUUAUUAUCGCCUGUGCAUAAACUUCUAUCGAGUUCCAAAUCAACGACACCAAAGCUUCGUCUUCAAGACCAGAAUCUUGAUCGUGAUGACUUGUUAGCUGAAGAAGAAAUGAAAAGACUAGGCAGUAAACGGAAAGAUUUUGAGACUGCUGCUAAAGAGUUGGAAGAAUUGAGGCGUAGGGCGAGUCCCAAGGAGCGGGUUGGGCCAGGCCAGGCUCUUAAGAUGGCUAGCUUGAAUAUCUUCGAGAAAGGUGAAAUCAUUGAUUUUAAGGAUAUCUACUUCUGCGGUACGCACAAGGCGAAAAAGCAUGUCGGCGAUCUUAGUGCCCAAGCUGCCAAUUUUGGAUAUGAUGAUGAACGCGGCGAUUACAACAUCGUCAUUGGGGACCACCUCGCCUACCGCUAUGAAAUCGUGGAUAUUUUAGGCAAGGGAAGUUUUGGUCAGGUGGUCCGAUGUGUUGACCAUAAAACUGGUUCUCUCGUUGCGGUGAAAAUCAUCAGAAAUAAGAAGCGAUUCCACCAGCAGGCACUUGUUGAAGUAAAUAUUCUGCAGAAGCUUAAGGAAUGGGACCCUCACCGACGUCACAGCGUAGUGAACUUUACUCAAAGUUUCUACUUCCGUGGUCAUCUGUGUAUAUCGACUGAACUUCUAGGAAUGAACCUGUACGAGUUUAUCAAAGCUCAUGACUUCCGUGGAUUCUCCCUCAAGCUCAUCCGCCGGUUUACGAAGCAGUUGCUCGGUACUCUAGUCCUUUUACAUAAGAACAAGGUCAUUCACUGUGACUUGAAACCGGAAAACGUACUUCUAGCACACCCUUUGCAUUCAGAAAUAAAGGUGAUCGACUUUGGCUCCAGCUGUUUUGAAAACGAGAAGGUGUACACGUACAUUCAGAGUCGCUUCUACCGCUCCCCUGAAGUUAUAUUGGGCAUGUCAUAUGGUAUGCCCAUUGAUAUGUGGAGCGUGGGUUGUAUACUGGCGGAAUUAUUCACUGGCUAUCCUAUAUUCCCUGGUGAAAACGAGCAAGAGCAGCUAGCAUGCAUUAUGGAGGUGUUCGGUCCCCCCGAAAAGCAUCUCAUUGAAAAAAGUACCCGGCGAAAACUCUUUUUCGACUCUCUUGGGAAACCCCGCUUGACGGUCUCAUCCAAGGGGAGAAGAAGAAGGCCAAGCUCGAAAGACCUCCGCCAAGUCCUGAAGUGUGAUGAUGAUGCUUUCCUAGAUUUCAUCACUCGUUGCUUAAGAUGGGAUCCAACACGAAGACUCACUCCAAAUGAUGCUUUGAACCAUGAGUUCAUAACGGGCAUUAAGUCCACCACUCGGUCGCGGGGCCACCUUCCUCCGAUAAACUCACCUGGAAAGCGAAUUACCUCUGGACCCGCUUCGUCGACGAUACGGCCGCUCCCCAAUCCCCCGUCCCUUAGUAGCAAGGGCGCUGGAAGGCCCCGAGACAUGCCAAGUCAAUCACCCAUUAAAGGCACAGGACCAAAGCGGAGUUCAGCCACCACAAACGUAUCCGCGGCGAACAGUACUACAAAACGGACGUCCAAUGGAAAUCCAAUUUCUGGUUCUGCCUUACCACGGGUUACGAGGGCUACGAGUGGAAAAGCAGAUCUCGCAACAGCGGCAGCGGCGACCAGCUUGAAAGCACGGUGACAAUGAGGCCUAUCUCCUGUAGUGUCAUAAAUUAAUCUUGGUUCCCUUUAUCAAUGUCUCCUAAAAAGGAAGCAGAAGGAUAUGCUCCAUUGACAAAGUGUCAUAACGGUUCGAAAUGUCUCCCCUUGUUUCAUAUUUCAUUUACACAUUUAUUUUCAGUUCAUACCCCAUGCUCUGCAUUUGCGCUUCUUUUCUGUAUCCAUUCCUCUACAAGAAAACUCGCUUUCUUGGUCAUUAUACAUCGCGCGAGUGUUGUUUGAUAUGCCUGUUGUAUUUAAUCCAACGUCCAGUAUUCACUUUUGCUUUGGACCUCAUUUUCGUCUCUCAUGAUGUAUAGCAAAUCAAACAAGCUUCUCUUUCCCUAUGUUUAUUCCAACGGGAAUAGGAACUUUGGAUUUUAAUUUCGGCUUUUGAUCUCCCCUUUGUUGCUUUUUGUUUUAUCAAGUUUCCAUCAUCGUGUAUCUUUUCAUUAGCAUCUCUCGGUCCUCUUGCAUCUGCCAAAUGCCAUAUAUCAC